Messenger RNA from Stegostoma tigrinum, 8541 nucleotides. RefSeq names its product inositol polyphosphate phosphatase-like 1a (gene inppl1a). The transcript is spliced from 28 exons. Gene Ontology annotation, molecular function: protein binding; phosphatase activity. The record is from RefSeq and is a predicted model, not a curated record. NCBI's taxonomy places the organism in Eukaryota, Metazoa, Chordata, Chondrichthyes, Orectolobiformes, Stegostomatidae. Gene Ontology annotation, biological process: phosphatidylinositol dephosphorylation. Bases 129 to 3986 code for a protein of 1285 amino acids.
GCCGGCCGUUGAGCGGAUAGUCCGCUCGGAGCCCGAGGGUGGGCGGCCGUUGUUGCUGCCGCCGGCUCCGCCUCGUCGAUCGCAGCUCUCUCGGAGACGGCGGGCAGAGUGCUGUCGGUGGUGUGGAGAUGGCGGGCCCCAGCCCCGGGCCCGCUCUGUGGUAUCACCGGGACCUGAGCCGAGCGGCGGCCGAGGAGCUGCUGGCCCGUGCGGGCAGGGAUGGCAGCUUCUUGGUGCGGGACAGCGAGAGUGUGAGCGGGGCCUAUGCCUUGUGUGUCCUGUAUCAAAAGCAUGUUCAUACAUACAGGAUCUUACCUGAUGAAGAUGAUUUUCUGGCAGUACAGACUUCUCAAGGUGUGCAGGUGAGACGCUUCAAAACACUGACUGAACUUAUCACAUCGUACCUCCAGCCGAACCAGGGUCUGGUCAGCACGCUGCUGUACCCUGUAGAGAGGGAGGACAAAAAGGAAACAGCAGAGGACAAGGACUAUUCAGAUGGUGAAGAUGAGAAACCACCUUUGCCCCCUCGCUCUGCUUCAACCAGUUUCAGUGGCAGUGCUGGCACUUGCCUUAGUCCGGUGGCGCAAGAUGGAGCAGUGGACAGUGCAACUAAUGGGAUGACCACCAUGUCUCAUGAAUAUUUGAAGGCGAGCUAUGUCUUAGACCUGGAGGCAGUGAAGGCAGGUGCUACCAGCCUCCCACAUCUCAACAAAGCAUUAGUGACGUCCUGUAAGAGGUUGAACAGUGAAGUUGAUAAAGUCCUGGCUGGCCUGGAAAUAUUAUCCAAAAUAUUUGACCAACAAAGUUCUCCAUUGCUGACACGGCUUAUCCAGCAGGCUAGCAGUCAGGGUGGCGAUCAGGAGUUGGAAAAUCUAGUUGUGAAGCUCUCUGUGCUGAAGGACCUCCUGUCAUCAAUGGAGCGCAAGGCAUUGAAAGCACUACAGGAGAUGAGUUCCUGCCCCAGCUUCACAUCGCAGUCUUCGAUGUUCUCUCACACAGCACCUCGGAAGGCAAAGAGUAUUCCUGUGCAAGCGUUUGAGGUGAAACUGGAUGUGAACCUGACUGAUCUAACAAAGAUUGGUAAAUCGCAGAAGUAUUUACUUAGUGUGGAUGUGGAGGGAGGAAAGCUAGUGGUACAGAAGAAAUCCAAGGAUCCACAGGAGGACUGGAAUACGUUUACAUAUGAUAAGAUUCGGCAGUUGAUAAAAUCGCAACGUGUCCACAGCAAACUGGGAAUAGUGUUCGAGAAAGAGAAGGAUAAAACACAGAGAAAGGAUUUCAUCUUUGAAACUACAAGGAAACGAGAGGCAUUUUGCCAACUCUUACAGCUUAUGAAGAACAAGCAUUCCAAGCAGGAUGAACCGGACAUGAUCUCUAUCUUCAUUGGCACUUGGAACAUGGGAAGUGCACCCCCUCCAAAAAUCUUGGCUUCCUGGCUGAUAUCCAAGGGACUUGGGAAAACUCUGGAUGAAACAACAGUCACUAUUCCACAUGACAUCUAUGUUGUUGGAACUCAGGAAAAUUCUGUUGCAGACAAAGAGUGGGUGGACUUCGUGCGGGCCAGUUUGAAAGAUUGCACUGACUUGGACUUUAAACCGAUUGCAAUGCAGACACUUUGGAACAUUAAAAUUGUAGUCCUGGUUAAGCCGGAACAUGAGAACCGGAUCAGCCACAUCAGUACCUCAAGUGUGAAAACUGGAAUAGCCAAUACAUUGGGUAAUAAAGGAGCCGUUGGUGUUUCGUUUAUGUUUAAUGGAACGUCAUUUGGAUUUGUUAACUGCCACUUAACAUCUGGUAAUGAGAAAACUGCAAGACGGAAUCAGAAUUAUCUGGAUAUCCUGCGGUUGCUUUCUCUCGGUGACAAGCAGUUGAGCUCCUUUGACAUCUCAUUACGAUUCACGCAUCUCUUUUGGUUUGGGGACCUCAAUUAUCGGCUGGACAUGGAGCUGCAGGACAUACUCAAUUACAUUAACAGGAAAGAGUUUGAGCCUCUUCAGAAAGUUGACCAGCUGAACUUGGAGAAGGAGAAAAACAAAAUAUUUCUUCGAUUUUAUGAAGAGGAGAUCACAUUCCCUCCAACAUAUCGAUAUGAGCGAGGAUCCCGGGAUGUAUAUGUUUGUCACAAACAGAAGCCCACUGGGGUCCGCACAAAUGUUCCAUCGUGGUGCGACAGAAUUUUGUGGAAAUCGUACCCCGAGACCCACAUCAUUUGUAAUUCAUAUGGUUGCACGGACGAUAUUGUGACAAGUGACCACUCGCCAGCCUUUGGCACUUUUGAAGUCGGUGUGACAUCACAGUUUGUAUCCAAAAAGGGUCUCUCCAAAACAUCUGACCAGGCUUACAUUGACUUUGAGAAUAUUGAAGCCAUCGUAAAAACUGCCAGCAGGACUAAGUUCUUCAUUGAGUUCUACUCUACCUGUCUGGAAGAAUUCAAGAAAAGUUCAGAAAAUGAUACACAAAGCUGUGACAACAUCAAUUUUCUGAAGGUUGGCUGGUCUUCCAAGCAACUCCCUACGCUGAAACCAAUUCUGUCUGAUAUUGAAUAUCUUCAGGACCAGCACCUCCUCCUCACUGUCAAAUCAGUGGAUGGUUAUGAAUCCUAUGGGGAGUGCUGCAUUGCAUUGAAGUCAAUGAUUGGCAGUACUGCUCAGCAAUUCCUGACGUCACUGUCGCACAGAGGAGAGGAAACUGGUAACAUCCGCGGCUCCAUGAAAGUUCGGGUGCCAGCAGAGAGGAUUGGAACUCGGGAACGUCUUUAUGAAUGGAUUAGAGUCGACAAGGAUGAGACUGGAGCAACCAAAGGGAAGCCAGGAUGUCGCAUGAGCCAAGACUUCAAAGCGACGUCAAAGAAGCUGGCCUCUGCAGACAGUGUGGGAAUUCAGCUUGGGAAACCCCUGUGCGAAGAGGUGGAGAAACCCAGUUGUAUUGCCAUGGGGCGUGCACCAGCUCCACUUCCUGGGGCUGCAGCUGAAGACAGAUCAAAGCAGCAAGAGACUUACUCUGAUGCAGAUGCUCUGUGUUCGAAGAAUAGCUUCAACAACCCAGCUUACUACAUCUUGGAGGGAGUACCGCAUCAGCAAGCUGCACUGCUGUCGCCAGAUCACCAGGCUUCAGCCUUUCCCAAGAUAGGACAAAAAAACAAAAACCAGGCAACACUUGGUUCACAAGAUAGGAAACCUAAUCAUUCAGGACGCCUUUCGUUAGCGAGUGAGGAGGGAUCCCUGUCGGAUGAUGAAAGUUCAAACCAUAAUCGGCCACCGCCGGAUUACCCCCCUCCUCCUCUCCCCAAGGCCGUGGAUGUGGAUAUGGUUGAUAAUCCUUUCUAUGCCUCCUCGAAGGAACUCCAGCGACUCAAAACUGGGCCAGCCAGGGACGAGCUAGACCUCAGGAACCCUGGUGCGAAGCACCGGACUUCCGCUGAAUCUUUAGAAGCCAAGGCCUCUCUUCCGCCAAAAGCCCACCCUAAGCCGCAGCUGGUCUCCGGCACACCUCACUUGGCCAGCCCCUUUCUAGCUGACCAGUGCAGUACUCCCUACCAAGGCCUUGUUGAUGACCGAUCCUAUUCCGCCCUUCAGAUGGCCAAGAGCCUCAGUGAGGUGGACUAUCAAGCGGGCAAGAUUGAGCCUACAUCAAGGAAUCCUCCACUACCGGUGAAAGGCCAGCUUCCCCGAGGGCUGCUCCCUGACUACAGCAGACCCAUCUCCUUCCCUUCACGCUCCAUCAAGGAGAGUAUCGAAGAGGACAUGGCUGAAGAGUCAUCGUGUCAAGCGAGCAGCACUAGCUCCAGUCUGUCCCAUGACUCCAGCGUAGGUAACUGGUUACGUCGCCUAGGCUUGGAGAAAUAUGAAGAUGGACUGAUCCAUAAUGGCUGGGAUGAUUUAGAGUUUCUGAGUGACAUAACCAAGGAUGACCUGGAUGAGGCUGGAGUCACGGAUCCCAUACACCAGAACAUUCUCCUGGAGAGUUUACAGCAACUUGGAAAAUAGUCUGCUGGGAUUUUGACAUUUUCAUUAUAACGAUAAAAGUGCCUUAGGGAGACUUUUUCAAAAAGUUGAUAUACAGUAGCUCUGAAACACAAGCAAUAUUGAAAAAAGGAAAAUAUAAACUCAGCUGACCUUUCCGGAUGAGGAAGGUGCUUACUGUCCUGAGCAAUGUUUGUACAACUACAGCAGAGUACAGAGGCUGCCUCCUCUUCCUGCAUAUCCUGUUCUUUCACUCCUCUCCACACUGUUGAGUUUCUUCUUCCUUACAGUCAGUGCAAGGGGAUGUCGUGUGUUUGUUUCAUUCCGUGAGGAAGUGUUAAGUUAAACCCAUUUUCAUCAUGUUCGUCACAGUAAAGAAAUACAGUAGCACAGAUCGCUCAGAAACCGGUGGGUCCUGUUAAUGUGGCUUCUGUAGUUUGUACACAAAAGAUGGGCAGUGCUGAUUUCUUUCACUCUGCACUGCUUGCUUUAUUUUGAAGCACACCCUGUGGCUAAAAUCUAUUGGGGCCAGUUGCCCAGGAAAGGAGGGAGAAAAUGGUAUCUUCAGGGAAUCUAGAAGUUGCCUUCUCCCUGUGCCUCAAAAAUCUCAUGAUUCCAUUCUGGGACCUGGAGGAUGAGAUGCUGCUGACCAUCCAUUGGUCUUAUAUCCAUGCUGGCAUUGAGGAAAGAGCGGUCAGGUGUGACAGUGUGUACAGUGUGGAUACCUCGGAAGUGUUUCUCAAAAUAGGACCAAUUUGUUCUGAUUCUGGUCAAAUGGAUCCCAUUUAAUAUUUUGCAGAAUGGUGACAGUUGAGUGAGAGAGAGAGAGAGUGUGAGACAGAGACUAGUCAAGGAGUAUGUGAGAAAAUUGAGUUGAGAAUGUGCAGAUAUUUCAGCUAUUUCCUUUCAGCACUAAAGGGAAAAUCUUCUGUGCUCCGCAGUGAGAACUGGGCUGGAUGUAGAUCAACUUCUGCUCUGCUAGAGGUAGAAGGAAGUCAGGAAAUGUUCUCCAUUUCUUCAAGUUACUUAUUUUCCCUUGUGGUUAUAUUCUCACCAUUUGGCAGAGGGAGUGAGGGAAGGCAGCAAUCUGCUCACUGGCCACAACCAGCCCUGCAAGUGAUCACAUACACCUCUUUACAGCAAGUAUCUGUACAACUGGUCAAAGGAACCUACAGCACAGGAACAAGCCCUUCGGCCCUCCAAGCCUGCGCCAAUCGAGAUCCUCUGUCUAACCUGUCAUCUAUUUUCUAAGGGUCUGUGUCCAUUCGCUCCCUGCCCAUCCAUGUACCUGUCCAAAUAUAUCUUAAAAGACGCUAACGUGUCUGCGUCUACCACCUCCGUUGGCAACACGUUCCAGGCACCCACCACCCUCUGUGUAAAGAACUUUCCACGCAUAUCUCCCUUAAACUUUCCUCCUCUCACUUUGAACUCAUGACCCCUAGUAAUUGAGUCCUCCACUCGGGGGUGGGGGGGAGGAAAGCUUCUUGCUGUCCACCCUGUCUAUACCCCUCAUGAUUUUGUAGACUUCAAUCAGGUCCCCCCCUCAACCUCCGUCUUUCUAAUGUAAAUAAUCCUAAUCUAUUCAACCUCUCUUCAUAGCUAGCACCCUCCAUACCAGGCAACAUCCUGGUGAACCUCCUCUGCACCCUCUCCAAAGCAUCCACAUCCUUUUGGUAAUGUGGCGACCAGAACUGUACACAGUACUCCAAAUGUGGCUGAACCAAAGUCCUAUACAACUGCAACAUGACCUGCCAACUCUUGUACUCAAUACCCCGUCCAAUGAAGGAAAGCAUGCCAUAUGCCUUCUUGACCACCCUAUUGACCUGCGUUGUCACCUUCAGGGAACAAUGGACCUGAACACCCAGAUCUCUCUGUUCAUCAAUUUUCCCUCAGACUUUUCCAUUUACUGUAUAGUUUGCUCUUGAAUUUGUUCUUCCAAAAUGCAUCACCUCACAUUUGCCCGAAUUGAACUCCGUCUGCCAUUUAUCUGCCCAACUCUCCAGCCUAUCUAUAUUCUGCUGUAACAGGGGUUGGUUUCUGUUUCCUGUGACUGAAUCCAUAGUCUGGGUGUGUGCGCGCGCGUGUCUGUGUCUGUGUCUGUGUCUGUGUCUGUGUGUGUGUGUCUGUGUGUGUGUGUGUCUGUGUGUGUGUGUGUCUGUGUGUGUGUGUGUCUGUGUGUGUGUGUGUGUGUGUGUGUGUCUGUGUGUGUGUGUCUGUGUGUGUGUGUCUGUGUGUGUGUGUCUGUGUGUGUGUGUCUGUGUGUGUGUGUCUGUGUCUGUCUGUGUCUGUCUGUGUCUGUCUGUGUGUGUCUGUCUGUGUGUGUCUGUCUGUGUGUGUCUGUCUGUGUGUGUCUGUCUGUGUGUGUGUGUGUGUGUGCGCGCGUGCGUGUUGGGUGGUGGGAGGUGAAGAAGUCCAGGUCAGAGAUCCUGGUUCCACUGCUGGGACUAGACCAGUCUGCUGACUGGGUGAAGCAAGUUGAACUGUCUCAGUGGUGUUUGUGGAUUUGACUGAGGUGUCAAUCAGUGCCAGUUUAGCGAUUGACCACGUGGGCCAGCUCCACUCUCCAAACUGUGUUUCCCAUCAGAUUGGGGCAGGCAGUGUUCCCUUAUUUGCAGGCUCUAGGCUUCUCCAGAAUGGUGGUAGGAAUGAGGACUCAGCUGCAACCACUCAAUGGCCUGGCAGCUGAGCUCCAGUCAAGGAAUUAGAGAGAAUGUUAUUUCUUGCAAAUGGAAGUGAGCAUUCCCACAGUUUUUUUCCUUGUACAUGUUUUGUUUGGUCUUUUUUUUCUUGAUGGACCUGAAACCUGAACAGCUGGUUCUGUUACAGUCUUGUUGUUUUUGCUUGCAGUGUCCUGCCUAGAUUCCGUACCAGUGACAACCAAACAUCAUCACUUCCUUCAGUGGGCAGUCUGUUCCAUCUCUGCCUCCAGACACUGAAUCCAGUCCAGACUGACUUUCCCAGUAUUAGUAUUGACAGGCCCACCUUUUGCACAAGACCCUAAGUCCUGUCCGAUAGGUGUGAAAGAUCCUGUGGCAAUAAUAAAUGAGCAAUUCACUUCUCCGUGAAAUCCAGGCCAAUAUUAACCAAAUCCUAAUCUAGAUUUGCCUGGUCAUUUCCUCAUUGCAGCCUGUUGGGACAGUGUUUCCAAUAUCACAACAAUGCGCUUCCCAAUACCUCGUUGGUAAUAGGUGCUUUGAAACACCCUGAAGCCACAAAAGCCGCUAUAGAAAUACAAGUCCUUGUUUCUUUCCACUUCAUCCCCUCAUUCACUUGCUCUCACUGUGUCUUGCCCAUCUUCCGCAGCUCUUAUUGACAUUGCCAAAUUAACUGAACUGCCAUUAAUGAUUUAAAGGUUAAAUAGCAAACUCAAUAGAAUAACUGAAGGAAGACUCACUAACUUUUGUUUUAAGUGCAGUUUGCAGCAUUAAGUAUUGAAUGGGUAAUUGGCACAGUUGUGAGAAGUGGUUUUGCAGUGACUGGAAACUUCUGAAUGAAAGAUCUAACUGUUCCUGAGGAUGUGACUUAACAGCUUUUGUUUGUGGUGUACCAAUUCUGCAUAAGACCCUUUACUGAGAUGUACCUAGUCCCUGGUUGCUUAGUCAUCCAAGGACAAAUAUCUCACCCCUCUACAGUUUGAGGUAAUUUCAUAAAAGUAUCGCUUUACUGAGCUUCAUCUGACUUGCAGAUUUCUCAAAUUGUAGCCCACCAAACUUGGGAUGAAGCGCCCACCGUGAAGUUCAGGUAGUAGACAGCCGUUCAGCCCCUUGGGCCAGCUCUAACAUUGACAGAUCUGCGAUUUCGUUUGCCUACCAUAGCUCCAUGUCCCUCAACACCCUAACCCAGCAAAAAUCUAUCUCCUACUCAAACUCCAGUUGUUCCCCAGUUGUAAGCAGGAGGUGAUGGAUCCAGAUUUUCACUGAUCAGAUGAGAAAACAAAGUAGGAAGAAUUCUGAACACUCCAGGUUGGGGAAUUGAUCUAUUUGCACUCUUGGCUUGUUGUUCUACAGUGUCCGUUGUUAAGAAUAUAGUGACACUCAUUCUGUGCUGGUGCACAUUCUGUCGUUCAGGGGUGCUGAGCCCAAUUCAAUGUAGGAACCUUGUUGUUUUCCUUCCUCAACCUUUGUCCAAGUAUUUGUUUUCAAAAUGAAAAAUGUCCUCAACUUUUUUAAAGAAUAAUAAUGCAAUAAGGUGUGUGAACUGCCAGAAGCCAAGAACUUGUGUGUCUUGUUUAAUCUUAUCGGUUUUUUUGCUUUUAACGUACUGUGGCUAAUUGGAGGACUUUUUGAAGUUGCUUUUAUCUGUGAUAUUUAAUGCAAUUAUGCCAAGUUUUUAUUUGUGGUGCCAUCCCUGUUUGCUCUGUCCCCACCUCAUCUCUCCUUGCUGUAAUGUGUGUUGGUGAUUACCACUGAGUUCCUGUUUAGCUGUGGCACAGUGAUGGCAAGAACAGCAAGAGCAGAUGGCAAGGACAUCCAUGAGUAUUUGUGUGCGCCUGUUUUUCUUUCAUUUAAGAUUUUGUACUUUUAAUGAUUUAAUUAUGUCUGUAUAAUACUGUUUAAAACUAAAGUUCUUUUUAACGAUA